UCUCACUCAAGCUCUGAGCUACACAGUUACUAGUUGUGCUCCCAUUAAAGCUGAAAACAUGACAAUUGUUCGUACAUUAGUUGUGUUAGUUUUUAUGCAUGCAUAUAUUUUUGCUGAAGAACUCAUACAGCAUGGCGGAUUCGAAGAGGAAGGGUACACGGCGUUUUGGGACUGUACAAAUUGCGACAUGGCACGUGUACAAGACAGUCACGGAGGAUUAUAUGCACUGAAAGUGGAAAACAGGGCAGAUGAAAGUGCUGGACCACAUCAAACAGUAAAUGUUACUAGGAAUGCUUUCUAUGGGGCCGAAUCCUAUGUCAAGCUGCUGACUGACGAAGAGGGGUCGGUUCAUACUAGAUUAGAGCUGUUUACAAAGAUCACCCACACAGAUGGAACAAAAGAAAGUAGAAAAAUCGGCAAUGGCCCUUAUAUGACAACGGCAGAAGGUUGGAAGAAACUUGGAGGCGUGUUCAGGGCACCUGAGAAAGACAUAGAUGACUUAAAAAUCUAUUUCAAAGGCCCGGGCCCGUCAGUGUCCUUCUUACUUGACAGCGUCUCUCUGAAGUUAAUUCCAGAAAUGAGUGAUAAUUGGAAAGAAGAAGCUAACGAAACAAUUCAGCAAAUCAGAAUGGCUGAUAUUAACCUCGAAGUGUUCAUAGGAGAUGAAUACGAAUUAAGUGACGUAGAAGUGAGGGUAGAUCAAGUAAGAAGCAAAUUUCCAAUCGGGGCAAUGGUCAAGGCAGACAGGAUUCUUGAUGAAAACGACAAUAAGUACCGUGAAUUUGUGAGCGAGACGUUUGAGUGGAUCACGAUAGCCAACGCUUUGAAAUGGAGGUUAAUGCAACGGGAAGAGGAUUUGCUGGACUACGAAAAACCCAAUCAAACGGUUGAUUGGCUUGUGGAAAAGGGCAAAGAAAUACGAGGACACAAUGUUUUUUGGGGUGUUCCGAAAAAUGUUCCAGAGUGGCUGAAAGACAAGUCAGCAGAAGAAGUUAAAAAACAUGUGGACGACCGGUUAAAGGGGGUCGUUCAGGCAUUUAAAGGGAGAUUGGCCCACUGGGAUGUAAACAAUGAAUUCAUCGCUGGACACGGAGACUGGUACGAACAAAAAACUGGAGACAGGUUCCUUACAGAGAAAAUGUUUCAGAAUAUCUCUGUCAUUGACUCUGACGUGAAACUGUUUUUUAACGAGUUUAACGUAAUAAACGGAGGAGCUUCUACGGACGCCCUUGUUGACAUGGCAGAGCAAUACAAGGCUAAAGGUCUUCCUCUGUAUGGUAUUGGAACACAAGGCCAUCUUAAAAACACUGGAUACCCAGACAUUCUAAGGAUUAAGGUAAACCUUGACAAACUAGCCACGACUGGUCUCCCAGUUUGGAUCACGGAGCUGGACACACCGGCUGUCGAUAUAAACGACAGAGGAGACUACUAUACAGAUGUGCUGACGUACCUGUACAGUCACCAUGCGGUGGAAGGAAUCAUAAUAUGGCUGUGGCACGAUGACGGAAAUAUGAGGAAGAAUUACACAAAUCUGGCAGGGGGGCUUGGUAAUGAUUUCCAGUUGAAUGAUGCAGGGAUCAGGGUUCAAAACCUUUUAAGGAAGACAUUGCGAACUAACAAAGUUAUCAAGCCGACUUCCCAGUUGAGUACCAUGGCAGUAAGGGCCUUCAUGGGGGACUACACCAUAAAGGUGUUGCACAAUGGAGAGACAGUUCUGGAGAAGAUGGUCACAGUUGGAAAGGAAGGUGCAAAUGUCAGCUUGCAAGCAGGGUCAGGACUGAGCUGUGUGAACAGAUGGUCUGCACAAUCCGGAGUUGGUAACGGGGAAACUGUGACAGUUCCAUGUGAUGAUGGUGAAAUCAUGACAGGAUGUUCCUCAAGAACUAUUGAUAAAUCAGAAUAUAGAGAUGGUGAAAGGUUUGGGCGGGAUUCCUCAACCAAAGAACGCUUUUGCAAGGCUAUCAACAGUGCCGGUUCCACUGCCCCUGUCCAAGCCAUUGCCCGCUGCUGUAAACUACCUGUGGACCUGCAGUGCUCCUACCCCCCAGCACAAACUUCAGGCACCGGCGAUAAUGAACAAAUAUCAAUUCCUUGCCCCUCAGGCGAAGUACCAACAGGUUGCGCUUGCCUUGCUUACAGAAUGACCUUUGAUGGAUCUUUCCCUGAUAUGAAUACUUCAUCGUGUAUAGCACAAAAUGAUGGGGAAAACGGAGGAUCUGUUGGGACUGGUGCCUGUUGUCAAGCAAGCGGCUUGGAGUGUGUCACCAAAAUGUCAGAGCGCAGUGGAGACAAUCAGGGUGAUCAAGUUUCUGUCAGCUGUGAUGCUGGGUAUACCAUCACAGGAUGCAAUGUCUACAAUGAUUUUGGUGGAACAGCUGGGGCAUACACAGCACCGGGUGAUGGCAAUGGCCUUUGCAUAGCAUUUAAUGGCAGAAAUAGGACCACGCCCAACCAAGGUGUGAAAGCUGUGGUCACCUGUUGUAGGAUUGCAAACUAAUAUUGAUACCAAGGAAAAAGUC
Molecule: messenger RNA, 2519 nt
Organism: Lingula anatina
Lineage: Eukaryota; Metazoa; Brachiopoda; Lingulata; Lingulida; Lingulidae
Biological process (GO): carbohydrate metabolic process
Molecular function (GO): hydrolase activity, hydrolyzing O-glycosyl compounds
Source: RefSeq, a predicted model, not a curated record